Messenger RNA from Perca flavescens (yellow perch), 1722 nucleotides. RefSeq names its product protein tyrosine phosphatase non-receptor type 5 (gene ptpn5). The transcript is spliced from 12 exons. Gene Ontology annotation, cellular component: plasma membrane; cytosol; cell junction. The record is from RefSeq and is a predicted model, not a curated record. Gene Ontology annotation, biological process: signal transduction; protein dephosphorylation. Bases 1 to 1722 code for a protein of 573 amino acids. Lineage: Eukaryota; Metazoa; Chordata; Actinopteri; Perciformes; Percidae. Gene Ontology annotation, molecular function: protein tyrosine phosphatase activity; protein kinase binding.
AUGACCCGCCGGCUGAGCAGCUCCACCCGUUCCCACACCGAGGACUCCAUCUUCUUGAGGCCUGACGAAGACCCCGUCUGGCUGGAUGAGCCCACAAAGUCUGAUAAAAUAGGCGAUGGAGCACCUAAAAAAGACGGGCUCCCAAAAUGCAAAGAUGGACCCGCAGGGGGCCAAAACCCAAAGGAAGAGGAAGUGUUUAUGCACAAGGUGUUUGCGCUGGUGAUUGAGAUCCACUGCUGGGCUGCGCUGUUUGUCGUCUCCCAAGUCACGGGUUACUGGGUGUUUUUUGUGGUGGAAGGAAAUGGACCUUUCUCUUCCAUCUACAAAGCCCUGCAGGUCAUCGACUUCUACCUUGGCUUCAUCUUACCCUUCCACCCGAUUUUUGGAAUGGACUCUAUGGUGUUGAUGAGGGAGAUUGUGAACACCAAACAGGACAACUGGAUUUUCCAUGGAACUGCAGGCAUCGGUGUGGCCAUCUGUGUCAUCAUGGUCAUCCACAUGGCGUGUAAGUGGCGUUACGGCACUGGCUUGUGGUCGUCGAGAACAGUGUUGCAGGACAUUGGUGACCGACGUCAGUCUGUGAGCCGCCAACCCUCCUUCACCCUGUCAGAGUGGACGGAUGCUCAGGAGGAUCUGAUGGACAUGGACCCUGUGCCACAGACGCCCGUCUUUGACGUGGGCACUGACGCGAAGACGGAGGGAGACGCCGCCACCCUCACUGUCACAUCAGUGGGGCUUCAGGAGAGGAGGGGCUCCAACGUUUCGCUGACCUUGGACAUGUGUACACCAGGCUGCACUGAGCCCUAUGGCUACGGAGCCCAGCUCUCCCCCAGAGACCAGACGGCAAAGGAGUACCUCCGACAGGGAACACACAGCCUGACCCCUGCCAUGCUACACACACGGGCCAUGGAUGACCAGAGCCUGCAGGCUGAGUUUUAUGAAACUCCCAUGAACUUUGUGGACCCUAAGGAGUACAACUACCCAGGGCUGGUGAGAAAGAACCGCUACAAAACCAUCUUACCCAAUACACACAGCAGAGUGAUCUUGAAGUCACAGGAUGAAGACGAUUUCCUCACCACUUACAUCAAUGCCAAUUAUCUCAAAGGCUAUGGGGAUGAGGACUGUGCAUACAUUGCCACCCAGGGCCCCACCGUGAACACUGUGGGAGACUUCUGGAGGAUGGUGUGGCAGGAGAGAAGCCCAAUAAUAGUGAUGAUCACCAACCUGGAGGAAAAAAAUGAGAAAUGUGCAGAGUACUGGCCCGAGGACACUGUGACCCAUGAGGGCAUCGAGAUCACCCUUGUCACCGUAACCCAGGAGGAUGACUACAGUCUGAGGGUGUUUACUUUGAAGUGUGGGGGAGAGGAGCGCAGUCUGCGGCAGUACUGGUACACCUCGUGGCCUGAUCAGAAGACUCCAGACAAGGCUCCACCUCUUCUGGAACUGGUGCAGGAAGUGGAAAUGGCCCGAGAGGAAGCCCCGCCCUCCAGUGGCCCUAUAAUUGUCCACUGCAGUGCUGGAAUUGGUCGAACUGGCUGCUUUAUCGCCACCUCCAUCCUGUGCAAGCAGCUGAGGACUGAGGGUGUGGUUGACAUCCUGAGAACCACCUGCCAGCUCCGUCUGGACAGGGGUGGGAUGAUCCAGACGAGCGAGCAGUACCAGUUUGUGCAUCAUGUCCUCAGCCUGUAUGAGAAGCAGCUGUCUCACACUGCUGAGGAGUAG